AUGGAAGACCACAGUAGUAGCAUGACUGACAAUUCUUUACAAAAGCUCUUUAAAGGUCAAACACUUAUAUCCUCAUACUUUACUAGUAUGUCCAAAGAGGUUACACAGGUUUCAGUCCAAUCAGACUCCAAUCAGACACAAAUUGAAGCUCAAAUUCAACCAAAAGAAACUGCCGAAGUCGAACAAACUACAGAAGCUCAAGUUGUUUCAGUCCAAUCAGACUCCAAUCAGACACAAAUUGAAGCUCAAAUUCAACCAAAAGAAACUGCCGAAGUCGAACAAACUACAGAAGCUCAA
Messenger RNA from Trichomonas vaginalis G3, 297 nucleotides. RefSeq lists its product as uncharacterized. The annotation marks the transcript as partial. The record is from RefSeq and is a predicted model, not a curated record. NCBI's taxonomy places the organism in Eukaryota, Parabasalia, Trichomonadida, Trichomonadidae. The transcript has a single exon.